Siniperca chuatsi (mandarin fish) is the source of this 1796-nucleotide messenger RNA. RefSeq names its product heat shock cognate 70 kDa protein-like. Gene Ontology annotation, biological process: cellular response to unfolded protein; protein refolding; vesicle-mediated transport. Bases 6 to 1781 code for a protein of 591 amino acids. Gene Ontology annotation, molecular function: ATP hydrolysis activity; ATP-dependent protein folding chaperone; ATP binding. The transcript has 7 exons. The record is from RefSeq and is a predicted model, not a curated record. NCBI's taxonomy places the organism in Eukaryota, Metazoa, Chordata, Actinopteri, Centrarchiformes, Sinipercidae. Gene Ontology annotation, cellular component: nucleus; cytosol; plasma membrane.
CAAUCAUGUCGAAGGGCCCAGCAGUUGGUAUCGAUCUUGGGACCACCUACUCCUGUGUUGGUGUGUUCCAGCAUGGCAAAGUUGAAAUCAUCGCCAAUGACCAGGGCAACAGGACCACACCCAGCUAUGUGGCCUUCACAGACAGUGAGAGGCUGAUCGGAGAUGCAGCUAAGAAUCAGGUUGCCAUGAACCCCACCAACACAGUCUUUGAUGCUAAACGUUUGAUUGGUAGACGAUUUGAGGACCCAGUAGUUCAGUCUGACAUGAAGCACUGGCCAUUCAAUAUAAUCAGUGAUAGUGGACGCCCUAAAGUGGAGGUUGAAUACAAAGGUGAAACCAAAACCUUCUACCCAGAAGAGAUCUCUUCCAUGGUGCUGACCAAGAUGAAGGAGAUUGCUGAAGCCUACCUUGGGAAGUCUGUGUCAAAUGCUGUUAUCACAGUACCUGCAUACUUCAAUGACUCCCAACGUCAAGCAACCAAGGAUGCUGGAACUAUAUCUGGUCUAAAUGUGUUGAGAAUCAUUAAUGAGCCCACUGCAGCAGCUAUCGCUUAUGGCUUGGACAAGAAGGUUGGGUCUGAAAGGAACGUUCUCAUCUUUGAUCUUGGUGGCGGCACCUUCGACGUUUCCAUCUUGACCAUCGAGGAUGGUAUCUUUGAGGUCAAGUCCACUGCUGGAGAUACUCAUCUUGGCGGAGAAGAUUUCGACAACCGCAUGGUCAACCACUUCAUCGCAGAGUUCAAGCGCAAGUACAAGAAGGACAUCAGCGACAACAAGAGAGCUGUCCGUCGCUUGCGCACCGCUUGUGAGAGGGCGAAGCGCACCCUGUCUUCCAGCACCCAGGCGAGCAUUGAAAUCGACUCUCUGUACGAGGGAGUUGACUUCUACACCUCAAUCACCAGGGCUCGCUUUGAGGAGCUCAACGCCGACCUCUUCCGUGGCACCUUGGACCCCGUGGAGAAGUCACUCCGUGACGCCAAGAUGGAUAAAGGACAGAUUCAUGACAUCGUGUUGGUCGGUGGCUCCACCCGUAUCCCCAAGAUCCAGAAGCUGCUCCAGGAUUUCUUCAAUGGAAAGGAGCUCAACAAGAGCAUCAAUCCGGAUGAAGCUGUGGCCUAUGGAGCUGCUGUCCAGGCUGCCAUCCUGUGCGGUGACAAGUCUGAGAAUGUACAGGACUUGCUCCUUCUGGAUGUCACCCCUCUGUCCCUUGGUAUUGAGACCGCUGGAGGUGUCAUGACUGCCCUGAUCAAACGUAACACCACUAUUCCUACCAAGCAGACCCAGACCUUCACCACCUACUCUGACAACCAGCCUGGUGUGCUCAUCCAGGUUUAUGAGGGUGAACGUGCCAUGACUAGGGACAACAACCUACUGGGCAAGUUUGAGCUGACGGGCAUCCCUCCUGCUCCUCGUGGCGUUCCCCAGAUCGAGGUGACCUUUGAUAUUGAUGCCAACGGCAUCAUGAAUGUCUCUGCUGUAGACAAGAGCACUGGCAAGGAGAACAAGAUCACCAUCACUAAUGACAAGGGUCGCCUCAGCAAGGAGGACAUCGAACGCAUGGUCCAGGAAGCUGAGAAGUACAAGGCUGAAGACGACGUCCAACGUGACAAGGUGUCGGCCAAGAACGGCCUGGAGUCAUAUGCUUUCAACAUGAAGUCGACUGUGGAGGACGAAAAGCUUGCUGGCAAGAUCAGUGAUGACGACAAGCAGAAGAUUUUGGACAAGUGCAACGAGGUCAUCAGCUGGCUAGACAAGAACCAGGUGAGAAUUGGUGUUGAUUAAUUAAAGCAACAUAAG